Messenger RNA from Colletotrichum siamense, 1374 nucleotides. RefSeq lists its product as uncharacterized. The coding region runs from base 1 to 1374 and encodes 457 amino acids. NCBI's taxonomy places the organism in Eukaryota, Fungi, Ascomycota, Sordariomycetes, Glomerellales, Glomerellaceae. The transcript has a single exon. The record is from RefSeq and is a predicted model, not a curated record.
AUGGGGGGUUUUUCGUUACUGGGGGUGGGGUCUUACUUUCAGUCCGCCCUGUUCCCCUCAAAGUCUACAAUCACCAAAGAAACAAUCGAAAGCCUCUUACUUGUGGCCAAAAUCUAUCUUAGGAGAUCUGACGUCGACAACACGAUACUCUCAAAGAUUCUCACGCAGGGACCAAAAGCUCUGUCUUCCUAUCAACCCAUCGCCACGGACGAGUCUUCCGAUCAAGCUGAACGAAAGAAACUGACAAGGAAGAAGCCUCUGCUCGGCUCUCUCCUGGAGGCGGCGAUUCGAAGUGGCAAUCAGAACCUUGCCGCUCUCCUGGUGAAGUACGAGAUUGACAUGUCGCGGGGCAAAAGUUACAAGGCACCAGACGGCAACAAGAAAAAGAUCAAAAAGUACUACGAUACCUACUUUUGUCGAAUGGCACUCAAGUAUGGGGAUGUGGAGACAUUCUCAGUUCUGCUUGAGUGCUCAGACGGUCGGAUGCUGCGAGGAGAGUUCGCGGACUUGCUUAUGCAAGUUGUAUGCAAUCGGCAAAUGGAAGCACUGCGACUUUUGCUGGACUGCCCUUAUUCACUUCAGGAGCCUCCUGUACGAGACCCUGUUUGGGGAUGGCGGUAUCCGGCGUACGGGUCGCAGCAUCGAGGAGUAGAAACAGGCUUGGAAGAAGCCAUCUCCCAUGGUUAUGCGCAGAUAUUCGGCAUGAUCCUAGAUUCUGCCCACGCAAACGAUAGAAACUACUGGAUGUGCAGAUGGGAAAAGACUUGCGGCUUACCUUGGAUGUCUGCGGAACGGCCCUAUGAUGGGAGCUUUCCCAUCGAGAUCGCCGCCGAGUGCGGGGAUGAGUCCAAGUUGACUUCGCUGCUGAUUGGAGGCGCCAGUCCUUACGGGCCAAGUCUGAGGUGUGUCGAGGCAUAUGCGAAGAAAACAAAGCCUGGUCUGAGCAUAACCCAUCUCAUGCCCAUGAUAUCUGCUGCGAAAAACUGGCAUAUCGGAUCAGCUCUCAUUCUGAUCAAGGGUGGCUUCGCGUGUAGCGAGCAGGAGUGGUUACUUGUCAUGGGCACCGCAAUAACGAGCAGACGACAUGUUAAAGGAGCCGGCGCUUUGAAAGGAGACGAUGGAGAAUGGGAACAGACUGCCCAACAACGAGACAUGGUAUUUUGGGAAAGGUUGUUCGAUGCUAUUGACAUGGACCUCCAUCAUCUUGAAGAUGACUGUCCGUGGUGUCGAACAUUCCCAGUUUACAUGGUCUCUCCCCUUGGGAGAAGUGUAAAAGCUGCGCGAGAUUUCAUCCGCACUGCUCUUCAGAUCAGUGGCCACAAGGAGUUCGAGGCGCGCAGGGCCGAUGAGACAAAUGUACUGUUCACUGUGUGA